AGUAAUAAAUGGUGUGAUCAGUCGCGCAUCGCAGCUGAGAGUCCAGUUGAGUUGAUUCCAGCUACGUUGCAAGAUGUCCCCCACUUGGCUAAUACUGUGCAUCGCCGUCCUAGGACUGUGCCAGGCAAAUGUUAUAUUUCACUUUGCGCUGGAUUUCCAUGUGAAACAGCCGGAAAAUUCAACGGAGCCCAUAGACAAAACCAUCCUGGUGGAUCAUAAUCAGGUCUUCAUACAGGACAGUAAAGUAAAUUCGUCAUGGCUGGAGCAAGAUCGGUAUACUGAGGAAGCGUUGCACUUAUUGAUGGACACCAAGCGCGUGGUGCAACAACUGAAUGUGGAGCUCUCGCCCCUAGUGGGCCGAAGCAACGAUCUCGCAGCUCGCCUCAAGCAAACCAUGCGCUAUGCAAACGAUGUGGAUGCGUGCCUAGAGAAUGGCCAUUUGGGCCAGCAGGUGGAGCAGCUGCGCAAGUAUGUCGCCCUGGUCGACGCCCUCAAAUUGCCGAGCAGCACGGCCGGAUCGCGCACCCUGGAAUUCGUGGUGCUCAAGCUGGCGCUGGAGAAGUACCAACUGCCAGCUAAGCAGCUGCAGGUCGCCGACUAUCUGCAGCGGGCGGAUGCUGCGUGGACGACAUAUAAAAAUACCCAGGUCGUUCUAGCAGAGAGCUAAAUCUAGAAUUCCUAUAUAUACAUAUCUAGCUUAAAUUAACUAUAUUCGUAGAUCUAUGAUUUUCUCGUUUCUGUAUUUCUGGAAUUGAAGAGAUGUCAAUCUAAAAUGUACAUAUGUAUAUAUACAUAUGUAUGUAUGUAUAUAAUUGAUGUUAAAAUUUUACUAGUUUACUUAAGUUAUUGAUAAGAAUACAAAUGAUCUAAUACAAUUAAUAUAU
Messenger RNA from Drosophila navojoa, 884 nucleotides. RefSeq lists its product as uncharacterized. Lineage: Eukaryota; Metazoa; Arthropoda; Insecta; Diptera; Drosophilidae. The record is from RefSeq and is a predicted model, not a curated record.